AAAUGGAACCUUCCCUUAGCAGGAACUUCUGGUGAAGCUCCGGAAAACUUUGCAAACAUGAAAACUCUGCUCGUCGCCUUCUUGGUGGCUAUCGUUUGCACAGAGAAAGUGCAUUCCCUCUCCUGCUAUUACUGUGAAAAUGAACCUUCCAACUGGAACUGUAUAUCAAUGAAGAAGUGCGCGGAAACAGACAAAUACUGCACUACCGUUAAAACGGUUAGCCGCGGCAGACUCGGUGAGCCCGAUGACUACCGGAUCAGCAAGCGAUGCACUCCAACUUGUGACGAAAGCUACAUGACCACAGGAUUAUCAUCUACCACUACGAACUGUUGCCAGUUUACCUUCUGUAACUUCAGUGGGGCGGCCAGCGUGAAACUGAGCAAUAUGGUGCUGGUUUUAGGAAUCCUGGGCAGUUUCUUCUACAUCUUCCAGUCUAGAUAAGGGAUUGCUCAUAAUUCUUACAAGAAAGAGAGACGAGAAAAUUUCAUCCAGACUCCUGAAGCAUCUUGGAGGCUCUCCUCCUGAACCUAAGAUCAAAACAACAAAAUAGAUUCUUGGUUCUCCUACGGGAAAAUUGGUCUCUAUUUGCAUAUUGCAGAAUAUAAAUUUCCCUUUGUACAUAGAGAAGACCCUCGUCUUAAGUAUUGUUAUUAUUUAGUAUGCACUUGUAUCUAAGUCUAGUCUUACACAAACCUUUUUUUGCCUCAUCAUAAUAAUCCUGGGAAGCUUUAUAGUGAGAGCAUUUAUUAAAGAUUGCCAAACCCUCAGGCAGUGGGCUUACCUAAGUAUCCUUCUUCCUCUUGACACACAAUAACAUUAUUUUGCAAAACUGGUUUAAUUAAAAAUAACUUCCUAUUUUGGCGCACCCAAAGGACAUCAUUAACCUUCAUUCAUUUUCUUCUUGAUAAUGUUUUCUUCCCCCACACUUUCCGAGAUGAGUUAAUGAUGAUUCUAUCCACCCGAUGUGGAAAGGGCACAACUGCAAGAGAUUAGGGAAAAGGUACCCCUAGGUUAGCGGCAACAGGAUUGCAAGCUUGGAUGUGAGAGGAUGUGGUUGUGGCUACCUAGAAUAAAAUAAAUAAAUAAAUAAAUAAUUUUAUUUCUAUACCGCUCUUCUCCCGAAGGUCUCAGGGCGGUGUACAGCCUAUUAAAAGCACAAAGACAGACAUCAGUUAAAAAUAAUUAAAAUUAUUAAAUAAUUUCGGCUCAAAUUUAAAACACCCAAAAUUUAAAACACCCAAUUUAAAAAUCAUUACAUUGAUAGCCCGGCCUGGCGGAACAACAGGGUCUUGUUGGCUCUGGGUCUAACAGGCUACCGUGUGCUGUGAUGUUGUGGGAAGUUUGAGUCAAACGAUAUUUUAUUCCUUAUACUGUCUCCAUCUUCCCUUGAAUAUUAACAGAAUCCACAAUCGACUAUGGAAUCGGCAUCUCAGCUAGAUAAUUGACAGUCAAGCUGAAAUUAAGUUAACAAAGUAAAAAUAGCAAAUGGAGGAAAAUCUUUGAUUCAAACUUCCACAAACCCCACAAAUAAAUUACCCAGACCUAAUCCACGCAUCAAAGAAGAAGGUCUGUAAACACAAAUAGAUUAAAAUCAAACUAUUAAUUUAGUUCAAUUUGAAUUAAAACCAAGGACAAGCUCCCCUAUAAAUCAGUCUUUUGUGCCUCAUUUUCUCUGUAGAUGAACCUCAGAGAUGAACCUCUUUGCUUUGGGGAAUCAAUAAAUCUCCUUUCCUCACA
Messenger RNA from Pantherophis guttatus, 1737 nucleotides. Its product is annotated as lymphocyte antigen 6E. Gene Ontology annotation, molecular function: acetylcholine receptor inhibitor activity. Gene Ontology annotation, cellular component: plasma membrane. The record is from RefSeq and is a predicted model, not a curated record. Lineage: Eukaryota; Metazoa; Chordata; Lepidosauria; Squamata; Colubridae.